GUCAACACCAAACUCUCGAAGAUCGAAACCCAGAUCCCUCGCUGCCAUGGAUUCCGGCGACUGGGACGACCUCCGCCGCGAAGCUCGCCGCCUCGAGGGUGACCUCGACGUCCGUCUCUCCUCCUACGGCAAGCUCGGAGCGGGUUAUGCUGAUGCGAGAGCUCCGGUGAGCGAGUCUCACUGGAAGUCGAUGGAGAUGGAGAUCGAGAACCUCUUGGAGCGGCUACUUGAUGUCAAUGAGGCCAUGAGCCGCUGCGCUCCUGCCGCCACACCCGCCGCUGCUGUCGCUCAGAAGCUCACCCGCCACCGAGACAUCCUACACGAGUUCACCCAGGAAUUCAAGCGCACCAAAGGAAACAUAUUAUCCAUGAGGGAACAUGCUGAGCUUCUUACUUCAGUUCGCAAUGACAUAAAUGAACACAAGGCAUCGAGUGGUGCGCAGCUUGUGCCAAGUCUAUUGAGAGAGCGUGCAGCCAUACAUGGAAGUAUUACUCAGAUUGAGGAAGUAACCAAUCAAGCUGAUGCUGUAAAAGGAGUAUUGGCAGCCCAAAGACAUACCUUCAGUGACAUACAAGGGAAAGUAAAGCAUUUGAGUGAGAGAUUUCCUGUGAUCCGAAAUCUCCUGGGGGCUAUCAAGCGCAAGAAAUCAAAAGACACUCUUAUUCUCUCGGCUGUGAUCGCAGCAUGUACAUUGUUCCUCAUAGUAUAUUGGAUCUCAAAAUGAUCUUGAAAUGAUCUUUCAUCUCAAGGACCAAUCUUGAAAGCACAUGAACUCAAGAAAGAGCCUCAACAGCCAAAUUUAGAAUCAUACACAAAAAUGGCCCUCUUUGAAGUCAAAAGGAGGGCAAAAAAUCUGGAAUGUAUGGAAGGUUCACUGGAGGCUUCACAUUGAGUUUCUUUAGAUAUGUAAAAGAAUCUGCUACUGCAGAAAUCAUGAUUCAUACUGGUCUCUCAAAAUGUUGUGGUGACAUGAUUUAGAGUAUGGACCUUGAUGCAACAUUUAAGACGAGGAAACAGCCCUAGGCCAAAAGGAUGUGUACAUAUAACCAUUUACACUGACAGGCAUUUUUUCCCCCCAAGUUCCAUUGCCAGGAUAUGUCUUACUGCAGCAAUUUAGUUCCAGAAUAUUGCUGCAAUUACCAAGAUGAUUAUUUAGAGACAUUGCUUAAAAUGCAAUCAUUUCUCCGGGGCUUUUUGUCUUUCCUCAGUUCACUUUGUUGGAAUCCUGUAUCCUGUCUAUGCUUGAGAACACGCCCUAUAUAAUAUGAAGUACUAAAUGAGCCUAAUGAGGACAUUUAUGAAUUUGAUGA
Dioscorea cayenensis subsp. rotundata (Guinea yam) is the source of this 1310-nucleotide messenger RNA. RefSeq names its product Golgi SNAP receptor complex member 1-2-like. Gene Ontology annotation, molecular function: SNAP receptor activity. Lineage: Eukaryota; Viridiplantae; Streptophyta; Magnoliopsida; Dioscoreales; Dioscoreaceae. The record is from RefSeq and is a predicted model, not a curated record. Gene Ontology annotation, cellular component: Golgi medial cisterna; SNARE complex; Golgi membrane. The transcript is spliced from 7 exons. Gene Ontology annotation, biological process: vesicle fusion; endoplasmic reticulum to Golgi vesicle-mediated transport. Bases 47 to 724 code for a protein of 225 amino acids.